Messenger RNA from Aureobasidium musti, 1092 nucleotides. Lineage: Eukaryota; Fungi; Ascomycota; Dothideomycetes; Dothideales; Saccotheciaceae. The record is from the annotation of a GenBank genome assembly.
AAACCGCCUAUAUCAACAACGAUACCGGGAGAAAGCAGCUCGACCAUGGAGAUGCCUUUUCGUGCCGCCGAUGGCGUGUCUCGAUUCUUUCUUUUCGAGGCUUUGCGCACUGGCUGUGAGGAAAUCGGUUCUGCGUCUUUACAACUCGAAUCUGCGCGUGAUAAAGCCGAGAAGAUGCUUGUCAAGGAUCCGGCUAUCGAGUUCGAGUCCUUGGUUCAAGAUAUUCUACAAUCUUGCGUGAAGAGUUUGCAGACACAUGCUGCUAUCGUCGAGGCUGUUGCUGAAACAAUGGACGGCAACGUUGCACAGUCUGAUGGAAGCGACGUAAUGAAGUCGAACAAGUAUAGAUCGCUUGUCGAUCAGAUCAAGGACGCUGCUGCUGGAGUUGAGCAAUUGAGGAGUGAGAACACCAAGACCGAGCAUGUCUCGAACACCUCAGCACCAGUCACGGGAACCCGAAGUUCUGAUGCUCUUGAUGAAAAGCCGAUGAAGGGAAAGGGCAAGAAGCUCGGAAAGCACCCCAAGCCAUCGAAAGUGUCCAAUGAUUCGUCAAGAACUUCCAAUGGCUUCAGCGAGGCUAGCCCUGAGCACAGGCCAGAGCCCAAUACUCCCAAGGUCGACAAGGAUCUUCCGCCCACAACUCCCAAACCAAGCACAACACACCAAAGCUUCAUCGACGAAGAGGACAUCAACGCAGAAGUAGACGCCCGUCUCGCAGCAAAAGANACUCAAGCGAGCCAAAAGAAGCAAGCGAAGAAACGCAAGCGCGACUCCGUGGCCUCGGAUAUCUUCUCUCCAGAUCCCAAAGCCGAGCCUGAACACAGAGAAAUCUUGCCAGCAAAGAAGAAGGCACGUGUUGAUAAGAUCGAUGUCGAUGAUGGCAAGGGAAAGCGUCAGAAUGUUGAUGACGCGCCUGGCAGUAAAGUAAAGUCGAAGAAACAGAAGACUGGUGCUGCUUCUGAGAAGGAGGAACCAGCAGUUGAAGCUAACAAGGCGAAGCGCAGACGGUCUUCCAAUGCAUCUGCAACGGAGACAGCUGCUGCUCCCGAGGUCAAGAGUCACAAGAGCAAGAAGCGCCGUGUGGGCUUUUGA